AUUCCUGCGCCCCUGUUUUUGUAUGAUCCAACAAAGGUACCUAUUCCUCCACAUCUUAACAGAGUACCUUCAGAUAAAACUCAUUCUAUAUGACUUGCCGCUCGAAGAGCGAACAGACAGGCGAUAUCAAUGGUUUCUUUGUCUGAUUUGCAAUGAGAACUAAUCUUUUGCUGUGAGUAGAGUUGAUUGAAUGGUGGACUGAACAGAAAUGACUGCCAAAAUACAUGCAGGUUAUCACUGGAAUGGUGGGAACAUUAUCAUUUGGUCUCUGUCUUCCCGAUGCAUCUCUCACUAGACUAUACUUCUCCCUUUUUAUGCACUCGAGUAUGUUACAAGCCGGAAUAUUAGCAAAUAAAACUAAUUAUAUCACCAGCUACUACCUAAUAUCGCAUCAUUGCAAUAGUCAAUCUGUGCACGAUCACUGGAUUUGGCGUGAUUGGCGCUGUACUCGGUAGCUCAACUCUAUCAGCCGUGUCAAGUGGCCAUAUCGAUGAUACAGUAGGCAUUUUCAUCGUUAGUAUCAUCGGUCUGGCCAUAUCCUUUGGCGACUACAAGAUUCUGCACCAAUUCGAGCGAUACUCUUGGAUUUUUUCACUCGUCUCUAUAACCAUCGCCGGUGGGAAGCAUUUGUCGAUGAGUCCCAAGUAUCCGCCGCAAUGAUAGUCUCUUCUGGUGGCUUUUUAAAUCCGUAGGUGUAAGUAUAUUAUUUAAAUCUUCAAUCUUACUUUCAGGAUGAAAAUAGCAUUGGAACAAUUGAUUUGUUGACAUGAGUCCAUGUGCGAUUUCUGAUACUCACCAAGUUGUUGGCCAAUGUUUCAAGUAAGUCUGGGUAAUUAAUUU
Talaromyces proteolyticus is the source of this 840-nucleotide messenger RNA. RefSeq lists its product as uncharacterized. The record is from RefSeq and is a predicted model, not a curated record. Lineage: Eukaryota; Fungi; Ascomycota; Eurotiomycetes; Eurotiales; Trichocomaceae. The transcript has 2 exons. Bases 225 to 455 code for a protein of 76 amino acids.